Messenger RNA from Penicillium bovifimosum, 423 nucleotides. RefSeq lists its product as uncharacterized. The coding region runs from base 1 to 423 and encodes 140 amino acids. NCBI's taxonomy places the organism in Eukaryota, Fungi, Ascomycota, Eurotiomycetes, Eurotiales, Aspergillaceae. The record is from RefSeq and is a predicted model, not a curated record. The transcript is spliced from 2 exons.
AUGUCUUCUUCCCUUUCCGUGGGUCAUCGCAAGCUUCAUCAGCUAAUCGAAGACGAAGGUUUCGAAUCCGUGACUCCGUGUCGUCGUUGCGUUUCCCUCAACAAGACCUGCAUCCGUUCCGACCGGUCUUUGAGGUGCAAUAACUGCGUGCGUGGUGGUGGGAAAAUUAAGUGUGAGAUGCCAGAGUCAACAUUCUCGGAUGCUGAAUGGCGUCGGUUGAUCAAGUUCCAAAACUCCCUAGAGUCUGAGGAAGAGGAGUUGUUGGCUAAGGUUCUUCGAUUGCGUAAGCAGAGGCGUCUGCUUCAAAAGCGUGCGGGUGACUUCAUUGCCCGUAAGUAUGAAGAGAUUAGCGAGCUCGAGGAGUUGGAGCGUCGCGAAGCUGAAGAGCGCGAGCGUCUUGAAAAAGAGCGUGCUGUUGUGUAG